AUGGUGUGUCUAGAAAUUGUAUAGAGAAAGAAAAAUAAUCUGCGAGUGAGAAUGUGUGUGCGCGCGUAUUUGGGGGUUGUGCAGUACUAAGCUAUAGAUUUCAAGGUGCAAAGCUAACUGAGAGAGAUUUUCUUUCUUCAUCGUAUUCGUUCUUCUGAAGUUUGUCCUUUUUUCCAAAAAACACCGACACUGGUGGGUGUGGUUGUGGUUGUGGUAUAGUUUCUGAUCCACGUCCCACUCUUCUUGAUCUUUUUCUUUGAUUGUCUUAAAUUCCGAUGACUCUCCUGCACUGUUUUUAGUUCCUCCAUGGCUGUUUUAGAAAACCAAAUAAACCUGAAUUUGGUUUUGUAUGCCUGUAGUACUGUUUUUUGACCUAGCUAGAGGUCAGGAUCAACGGAGCAAAGUCUGCUACUUUCAUUUGGGAAGAGAAAAAACCAUGUAUGGGGACUGCCAAGUAAUGUCAACCCUACGAGCUGGUGACGUAGUUUCACCAGAAACCCUCUUUUCGUCGGCGCCGGUCCAAAACCCUAGUUUCAACUUCAUGCCUUUCCAGCCUUUCCCUCCCAUGAUUGCUAAAGAAGAAAACGGGCUGCUGAGAGGAAAAGAUGAGAUGGAGAGUGGGUCUGGGAGCGAACAAGUUGAAGAAAAGUCGGGGAACGAGCAAGAGAGUGAACAGCCUCCCAAGAAGAAACGCUACCAUAGGCACACUGCUCGGCAGAUCCAAGAAAUGGAAUCUUUGUUUAAGGAAUGUCCACACCCAGAUGACAAGCAGAGGCAGAAACUCAGCCAAGACCUUGGCCUCAAACCGCGCCAGGUCAAGUUCUGGUUCCAAAACCGGCGAACCCAGAUGAAGGCACAACAAGACCGGGCGGAUAAUGGGAUACUUAAAGCGGAGAAUGAGUCUCUAAGACAGGAGAAUUUCCGGCUACAAAGGGCGCUAAGCAAUGUUGUCUGCCCUAAUUGUGGAGGUCCGGGAAUGCUGGGAGGGGAGAUGGGCUUCGACGAACACCAACUUCGCCUUGAGAAUGCUCGGCUCAGAGAAGAGCUUGAACGUGCUUCUUGUCUCGCUUCGCAAUAUGCUGGUCGGCCAAUCGGAGCAAUGCAGUCAGCUGCUAUGCUUAUGGCCCCUUCAUUGGAUUUGGAUAUGAAUAUGUUUUCAAGGCAUUUCUCAGACCCUAUGGCUUCAUGCACAGAUCAAAUGAUUCCAGUGCCUAUGUUAAUGCCUCCAGAAACUUCCCACUACCCAGAAGGCGGUCUAUUAUUGGAAGAGGAGAAGCCAAUUGCAUUGGAGCUUGCCGUUUCAUCCAUGGAUGAACUGGUGAAGAUGUGCCAAGGAACUGAGCCUCUUUGGAUUCGUGACAAUCAAAAUGGAAGAGAAGUCCUUAAUCUUGAGGAGCAUGCGAGGAUGUUUCCGCGGUCGUUGAACCUCAUCAAGCAGCACUCGAAUGAGUUCAGGACGGAAGCCACCCGUGAUAGUGCCGUGGUUAUAAUGAAUAGCAUCACCUUGGUCGAUGCCUUCCUUGAUUCUAACAAGUGGGUAGAAUUGUUUCCUUCAAUUGUUUCAAGAGCAAAAACUGUUCAAGUUAUUUCAUCAGGUGAUCCUGGGCACGCAAGUGCUUCUCUUCAACUGAUGUAUGCGGAAUUGCAAGUUCUUUCUCCUCUGGUACCCACUCGUGAGGCUCAUUUCCUUCGUUACUGCCAACAGAAUGCUGAGGAAGGGACAUGGACAAUUGUUGAUUUUCCAAUUGAUAGCUUUCAUGACAACCUUCAGCCCUCCUUUCCCAUAUACAUGAGACGGCCCUCUGGCUGUCUUAUUCAAGAUAUGCCAAAUGGCUACUCCAGGGUUACAUGGGUUGAGCACGCAGUGGUAGAGGAGAAACCUGUUCAUCAGCUAUUUAGUGAGUUUGUCUAUAGUGGGAUGGCAUUUGGAGCACACCGCUGGUUAGCUGUCUUGCAGAGACAAUGUGAAAGAGUUGCAAGCCUCAUGGCUCGAAAUAUAUCUGACCUUGGAGUGAUACCCUCUCCAGAGGCACGAAAGAACCUGAUGAAACUGGCUCAAAGAAUGAUAAGAACAUUCUGCAUCAACACCAGCACUUCUAGUGGGCUGAUAUGGACGGCUCUAUCAGAUUACCCUGAUGACACUGUUAGAAUUUCUACAAGGAAAAUCACAGAGCCUGGACAACCAAACGGGCUCGUACUCUGUGCUGUUUCCUCUACUUGGCUUCCAUACACUCAUGACCUUGUCUUUGAUCUCUUGAGAGAUGAACGCCGUAGAUCUCAGCUUGAUGUUCUCUCCAAUGGGAAUUCGUUACAUGAGGUGGCUCACAUUGCAAACGGCUCUCAUCAGGGAAAUUGCAUUUCUCUUCUACGCAUCAACGUAGCCAGCAACUCAUCCCAGCACGUUGAGCUAAUGCUGCAAGAGAGCUGCACCGACCCGUCCGGGAGCCUUGUUGUGUACACCACCAUCGACGUGGACUCCAUCCAACACGCAAUGAGCGGCGAGGACCCCUCCUGCAUUCCCCUCUUACCAAUAGGAUUUGUCAUAGUUCCGAUUGGAUCCACGGACACCACUAAUAUUUCCGGCGAUGGGAACCAAAUCCCAUCAUCCGAAGAUCAAGGGGGUACUGCACCUAGUUCUUCUCCAGGCUGUCUACUCACAAUCGUAGUCCAAGUUCUCGCAAGCACAGUUCCAUCCGCAAAGCUCAACCUCUCCAGCGUGUCGGCUAUCAACAACCACUUGUGUAACACAGUGCACCAGAUCACUGCUGCUCUCAGUAGCAGUACUAGUACCACCGGCACGACCAGCUGGCCUGAUAACAGUACUAGUGCCUUAGGCUCUUGUACUGAAAUCGCAAGCGCAACACCCAAUUAGCAAUAGCUUAGGAGGUGUUUAAAUGUACCCAGAAUUUCCUCCCACUUUUCCCAGAUCUAGAAACUACCUAGCAUGAGGUAAAACCAAAGACAUUUUGAUCCAUGAGGGACUGAUCUAGGGUUAGAUUUUUGUGAAGGAGCUGCUUGCACGUACAGGGGCCAGCUCUAAUUACCAUGACCCAUCCUUUUCCUGUUGGGAACUGGGAAGAGUGGGAAUAAUUCUGGGUAAUUUAGUUGGAAAGCGAUGCGGAGCUUGGGGUGCCAAGUUAAUAAUUAAGAUCAUGGGUGAACUCCAGUAUUUUAAAGGUAAAUAAGGGACACUGUAACUAAUGAUAGUGGUCAUGGUAGGUGUUAUUUUGUUGGGUGGGGGUGAAGGUGGAGAUCAUGGGGUCGGGUUGGUUCUGGGAAAGACGUUUGUAGCAUUAAUGAUCAUCAUGAUGGUACGUUGUAGUAGUAGUGGAAGUAAAGAUCAAUGUGUGUUUGUGUGUGUGGGUGAGAUAAGAAGAGGCCAGAGGGGGAGUCAAGAGCGCACCAGACAUAUAUAUAUAUGACCCUUUUUUUUUUUUUUUUUUGGUAAGGCUUUAUCCUUUCUUAUAAUCGAGACCAAUGGAGAUGGGCCUCAUCACUAGUCAUGAAGGGUUGUGGUUCGGGUAUUGACUUCUGCUUGUCUGUCGGCCAAGCUCGCUCGUUUUCUCUCUACUUUUUUCUUGUAUUUUUUUGAUGAAUUCAAUGCUAUUUUGAAUU
Juglans microcarpa x Juglans regia is the source of this 3615-nucleotide messenger RNA. Its product is annotated as homeobox-leucine zipper protein HDG5-like. Gene Ontology annotation, molecular function: DNA binding; DNA-binding transcription factor activity, RNA polymerase II-specific; lipid binding. The transcript has 12 exons. Gene Ontology annotation, biological process: regulation of DNA-templated transcription. NCBI's taxonomy places the organism in Eukaryota, Viridiplantae, Streptophyta, Magnoliopsida, Fagales, Juglandaceae. The record is from RefSeq and is a predicted model, not a curated record. The coding region runs from base 350 to 2872 and encodes 840 amino acids.